AUAAAAAAAUUCACUUGUAGAGGACAGAGCUGCAGAGAAUACUCAUGAGUCAUGACAAGAACCAGUUGAAACUCUCCUCUUUUGCUCCUCUGCCUCUCGAUGAUGGACACUUUCUCUAGCUAGACACCACCUUUCUACCUUCUUUCUCUUCAUCCUCGUGACUAUAGCUCGCUUUAAUAUCCCUAUUAAUUGGGAAAUGGUAGGUACUUACUCGGAUUCAUUAACAGCAACCGAGGUUCUUUUCGCUUGCUUUUCAGGAUAUGUGACAAAAUUAAGAAUUCUACACAAAAUAUAUACAUACAUAUAAUGGGCUAAUCAAGAUCAAGGUGUGAAGUGUGAACACUGAGCAGAUAUCAGAAAGAAAGAACCUAGAAAAGAAAAGAGUAAUUCUAGAAAGUUCUUUUGUUCCGUACAGUGUCACAGACAAACAUGGCGACGUACUUUCAUGGAAACACUUCUGAUAUUCAAUCUUCUGCGGAUGGGUUGCAGACACUUUACCUUAUGAACCCAACCUACGUACCCUACCCUGACGCGCCACAACACUCAACAACGCCCAACAUGCUCCUCGUCAAUUCCAACGCUACCACUCCAUCCAACGCGCUCAACCUCGCCAACUUCCCUCACGCGCCGCAAGUGCCACCAUCCCCCAACCAACAACAGCAGCACCACCUGAUUCAUGGGGUAACAAACAUCCUCGGAUCCACCAACUCCGACAAUCACAACCGACCACCUUUUCUCGGACACCCCGAAAUCAACGCCUUCCACGGCUUCUCCUCCGCGGCGGCAGCCCCUCGCGUGCACUAUAACUUGUGGGGUCAGGUAAUUGAGCAACCGUCCUCCGCCGCUGCAACCACGUCUAGAAGCUCCGGCGAUGGCGGCGCUGGUUUCCGGCAGCCUAGUCAGCAGGGUUUGUCGCUCAGCCUUUCCUCGCAGCAAACAGCUUACACGUCUCUUUCCGGUGAGCUUGACCUUCAAGGACAUGCUCAGGUCGCCGGAAUAGGUAAUUCUCCGUCGUCGGUGUCCAACGGAGUUUCGAGCGUGAACGGCGUUCUUUUGGGGUCAAAGUUUUUUAAAGCAGCGCAGGAGCUUCUCGAUGAAGUUGUUAACGUGGGUAAGGGAAUCUACAAAGACGACAAAUUCGCAGAGGGAGAAAAUAAAGAGAAAAUGAAAGCGAAGAGAGAAUCUAGUUCUGGUGUUGGUGACUGUUCAAGUGGUGAAGGAGAAAACAGUGCAAACAAGCAAGUAGCUGAACUUAGUACAGCUCAGAGACAAGAACUUCAGAUGAAGAAGUCCAAGCUUAUCACCAUGCUCGAUGAGGUAGAGCAAAGGUAUAGGCAAUAUCAUCACCAAAUGCAAAUUGUAAUAUCAUCAUUUGAGCAAGCAGCGGGUUUUGGGGCAGCUAAAUCUUACACAGCACUUGCCCUAAAGACUAUCUCAAAGCAAUUUAGAAGUCUUAAAGAUGCAAUCUCUUCACAAAUCAGAGCAACGAGCAUGACCUUAGGUGAAGAUGAAUUCUUUGGAGUUAAGGUAGAAGGUUCGAAACUUAGGUAUGUUGAUCACCAUCUCCGGCAACAAAGGGCACUACAACAGCUUGGAAUGAUUCAACCCAAUGCUUGGAGACCCCAAAGAGGCUUGCCUGAACGAGCUGUUUCCAUUCUUCGUGCUUGGCUUUUUGAGCAUUUCCUUCACCCCUAUCCAAAAGAUUCUGAUAAAGUUAUGCUUGCUAAACAAACUGGACUUGCUAGAAGAACCAAUAUAUAUUUUUUAAUGCAGGUGUCAAACUGGUUUAUUAAUGCCCGAGUUCGGCUUUGGAAACCAAUGGUUGAAGAAAUGUAUUUGGAAGAAAUCAAGGAGCAAGAAGAUACUAAUGUUUCGGAUAACAUCAGAUCAGAGGAGUUGGGGUCAACAACAAAUGUUACCCAGGAAUCAGGUGCCAUUAAAGUUGAUCAAAUUAAAGUUCUCCAAUCAAAACAAGAAAGCUUCAACAACCGAAACACAUCUCCAACCGAAAUCUCAACAAAUUCUUCAAUGUCCACCUCUCCCAUGAGAGGAUCCUUUCAAUCCCACUCUGGUUUCCAUCACAUGCAAAGUCAUCCAAAUAAGCCAAGAAGUUCAGAAAUGCAGAACUCUCCAAGUAGUUUCCUUUCAGUGGACAUGGAAAUGAAGCAAGGAGAUACAAAUAGAGAAGCCAACACAAAGUUUGGCAUUGAAAGGCACAACAGAGAUGGCUACCCUUUAAUGACUGGCAAUACAAACCAUGGAGGGGGUUUUGGAGCGUUCUCAAUGGAAGACAUUGGAAGUAGGUUUAAUGUAACUGAGCAAUUGGCUUCUAGGUUCCAUGGAAAUGGUGUUUCUCUUACUCUGGGACUUCCCCACAAUGAGAACCUUCCUAUCUCAGGAACUCAACAUGGAUUUCUCUCACAGAAUAUACAUUUAGGAAGGAGACUUGAGAUGGGAACCAAUGGAAAUGAGUUUUGUGCAAUCAACACUCAACCUUCUUCUCACUCAGGCACCAGUUAUGAGAGUAUUGACAUUCAAAACAGAAAGAGGUUUGCUUCACAGUUAUUGCCAGAUUUUGUAGCCUGAGAACUGAAGGCAGAAAAAUCAGUUCAGAGUAAAAGAAAGCAAGAGGCAUAUUGCUUAGACAUACACAAUCACUAUGGUAUACUAAUAUUCGUGGCAUGGGAGUCCCUGUAAAGAUGGAUAGUAAGUAGUAUAGAACUAUAUAUAUACUUGCAAAGAUUUCUAUUAGCUUAUAAUUAUAGGAUUCAUAAAGUUUGGGAGGGUAUAUUGUAUAUGGUAUCGGAUAUAGCCAAGUAUUUGAUGAUUUCUUUGGAUAUAUACAUGUAUGCACAAGAGUUAUUUGGGUAUAAUAUAUAUAUGGGUAUUAUUUUUCUCAACAUCAUAUUGUGCAUACACAAAGUGUAAUAUAAGUCUCACUAAAUAGAGGAGAGAGAAAGAUACAAACUACGACCCACAUUGCAUCACUUUGUGUAUACAU
Gastrolobium bilobum is the source of this 3001-nucleotide messenger RNA. RefSeq names its product BEL1-like homeodomain protein 1. Gene Ontology annotation, biological process: regulation of transcription by RNA polymerase II. The transcript is spliced from 5 exons. The coding region runs from base 430 to 2586 and encodes 718 amino acids. Gene Ontology annotation, molecular function: DNA-binding transcription factor activity, RNA polymerase II-specific; RNA polymerase II cis-regulatory region sequence-specific DNA binding. The record is from RefSeq and is a predicted model, not a curated record. Lineage: Eukaryota; Viridiplantae; Streptophyta; Magnoliopsida; Fabales; Fabaceae.